Echinococcus granulosus is the source of this 516-nucleotide messenger RNA. RefSeq lists its product as hypothetical. The record is from RefSeq and is a predicted model, not a curated record. Bases 1 to 516 code for a protein of 171 amino acids. Lineage: Eukaryota; Metazoa; Platyhelminthes; Cestoda; Cyclophyllidea; Taeniidae. The transcript has 5 exons.
AUGUUCAUGCUCGUGGCACUUGAUGCUUCCACUAUGCAUACAAAAACGAAGGUUAACGAAUCUAUUCAUAAAAUUUACAUUGUAUUGAUCGCUGAAACACUACUGCAGAUGCCUCUUAAUAUUCGGUUGUGGAUACAAUGGAGGAGUGGCAUAAAUAAAGAGGGUGCUUAUAAGGAUUACAUCGAUGUUUUCUCGCCUUCACCAGCACCACAAUCACGAUGCGAGCGACCUAAAAAGAGGAAGAUAUUUGUUAACAAUCUGAUGAUAUCACUUGAUAUUAAUUCAUCUCUCCUAUGUCUACUUACAAUCUUCAGUAGUACAUCACGUCCAUAUCACGAAGCAAUGCAUCCAAUCAAACAGAUUGCUGCUAGAGCCACUCCAACCACAAUAAGAGCUAUAGCGAGGCCAUCUCAAACUGCUCAAUCAUUUUUUGCUAGGAAUGCAAGAUUUGAUGGCUAUGAACGGAGUUCACGUCAGUCUUAUCGACGUAAAGCGACUUUGUAUACUUCUGCAUAA